GGUAGGAAAUGGGUGGAUGCACGUCAGCUUUUCUCCAGCAGGUGACGCUGCACACCUGUCUCCUCCUUGCCAGGUGUGCGUGCGCGUGCGUGUCCUCCUAAAGCGCGCCAUGCAGGAGCGUCAGAUCUUCAUUCAGCUUCCGUUCAGCCUCCUCGGGAGUUCACUCUCCAAAAACAAGAAGAAGAAGAAGAAGAAGAAGAAGAAAAAGUGAGCUGAAUUGGAUUCCAAGUUUUCAUGUUUCCCCCCCACGCGGACUGAUCCAGGAAGUGGUGCUCCAAUGGCCACCAACGUGAGUCGUCCCCAUGGUUGCGGAGUGGGCGUGGCCUCCUUCUACUACAAGUUGUGCGACCUGGACUCGGCGUGGGGCGUGGUCCUGGAGGCGCUGGCGGCGGGCGGCGUGGUGGUGUCUCUGGUCUUCUUCAUGGCGCUGCUGGCCCUCGUGCCUUUCACCCGAGACAAGAACCGCAGGGGGUCGGUGGCGCUGCACGCCGUCUUCCUGGUCUGCACGGCCGGCCUCUUCGGCCUGACCUUCGCCUUCAUCGUAGGCGAGGACUUGGCCACCUGCGUCUCGCGCCGCUUCCUGUUCGGCGUGCUGUUCGCCGGCUGCGCGUCCUGCCUGCUAGUGCAGGGCGCCCGUCUGAGCGUCUUGGCCAGGACCAACAGCGCCCCGCCGGCGUGGACCUGGUGCGUGGGCGCCGCGGCGCUUUGGGCGGUGGAGGUGGUCAUCAACGCCGAGUGGCUGAUCAUCACGGUGGCGCGUCAGGCGGGGGCCCGGCCCUGCGACGUCCCUAAUCCGGACUUCGCCAUGGCGCUGAUCUACGUGAUGCUCCUCCUCGUGGGCGUGGUGGCGGCCGGCGCCAGCGUAUUGGCGGGAAAGUACACGCAGUGGAAGACGGAGGGCGCUCGAGUCCUCGCCAGCGGCCUCCUCUCCGUGGGGAUUUGGGCUGCGUGGGUGGUCAUGUACGUCUACGGGAACUCGGAGGCUUCCUGGGACACGCCCACGCUCGCCAUGGCCCUGGUGGCCAACGCCUGGGUCUUCCUGGUCCUGGUCACCAUUCCACAGGUGUGCUGCUCGCCCGGCGACGAUCCCGACUUGGGAGCCAACUACGGCGUGGACUAUGAGACCAUCCUGAAGGAGAGGAACCCUCACAUCUUGUUCAUGGAGAACAAGACCUUCUCCAUGGAUGAUCCGCCCGCAGGGUCCAAGCCGGUGUCCCCCUACAACAACUACAGUGGUCACGCGAGGAGUGGCGUGUACCAGCCCACCGAGCUGGCCCUCAUCACACGGGCCGGCACCAACCCGCCCGGCUCCACCAUUCCCAGAGUCUCCGCCCACUCUGCGGACAUCUGCACUGGCUCCACCCCCUCGCAGCACGAAGACACGCCGAGCGUUGUUUAUGCAAAUGGAAGCAGUGGGUGUGUCCUCCACAGGACGUCUCAGUGGUGAACAAGUCCACUUCCUGCCUCAUCAUCCUCGUCAUCUUUAGCUCCUCCCACUUUGGCUUCUGACAGACAUGUAAAUAUGUUUUCAUUCUUCUGCAGCAGGGGUGUCCAAAGGGCAGCCCGCAGGCCACUUUAAAAAAUAAGACUACCAAAAAAUAAAAAAUAAGUGGAGUAAAAGAACUAACAAGCAAAAUGUAACAAAAAAAGUUUCAACAUUCAAACUAAUCAGUGGUGUGGCGUCAGGACCAGCAAGACCUUCUCUGCUGGUCUAACAUAACCAGAAUUACUCAUCUUAAUUAAAAAUAAGAGUAAUUUUGUAUUUACUUUCCCUAAAUAUGUAAAAGUAUUCAUAUUGUCUUCAUGUCAUAUUAUGCUCCUUCCAGCGAUGUUGUUUUAUAGUUUAUAGAGCUUUUAUCCAAUCAGAAUUCAGCUAACUUUUGUUGCCCUGCUGGACCAAAUCUGCCUUCAGAAUCAACAAUGCUGGCAUCCGUGCACUGUAAGUGAACAGGGACAUACAGUUGAUGGAUAAUUGCAAAAGCCAAUCAGAUCACGCGUUGUCAGUAAGGACUUCUAGCUGGCCUCAGGCAGAUAUAUAUUGUGAUGUUAUGAACUCCAUUACCCAGCAUGCCACAGUAGGUUGUUGAGUGUAUGUUUUGGAUGAGCACCUGUGGAGUAAACUUGAAAAAGUCAGCCAACACGCCUCAUCUGCAGUUUUAAUGACGAGACAAGACAUAUAUUUGCAAGGCCAUUUUCAAGAAGGAUAUUUAAAGAGAAACUACAUCAUGUCGGCCAAAGCUAGCUCAGCUGUCCAUGAAAUGGACAUUUAAAAUGUUUCUUGUCAUUUUAAUUUUGACUGUACCACAUAAGAUAUGUUUUAAUUGCUGAUGCGGGUUUAUUGAUUUUUAAAUGCGCCAGAAAAUAACCCAUUUUGUGCAAAGGCCGGUUGUGCCUAAAUGUGUUCCUGUGUAGUAUUUCUCCAGCAAUGUUCAUGUGGGGACAUCAAUGAUGAUCAUUGGAGAGGUCAUCAUUGAAGUGGCACAUCACUGACGGCCUAGCUGGGAAACGCACGGCCCGCCACUGAAAAUAAUAAAACAAAUAUGACAA
Molecule: messenger RNA, 2547 nt
Organism: Nerophis ophidion (straightnose pipefish)
Lineage: Eukaryota; Metazoa; Chordata; Actinopteri; Syngnathiformes; Syngnathidae
Product: G-protein coupled receptor family C group 5 member C-like
Exons: 5
Coding region: 278-1447 (389 amino acids)
Biological process (GO): G protein-coupled receptor signaling pathway
Cellular component (GO): intracellular membrane-bounded organelle; signaling receptor complex; plasma membrane
Molecular function (GO): protein kinase activator activity; G protein-coupled receptor activity
Source: RefSeq, a predicted model, not a curated record